This is a messenger RNA of Gossypium raimondii (Peruvian cotton), 1903 nucleotides long. Its product is annotated as myb family transcription factor EFM. Lineage: Eukaryota; Viridiplantae; Streptophyta; Magnoliopsida; Malvales; Malvaceae. The record is from RefSeq and is a predicted model, not a curated record. The transcript is spliced from 4 exons. Gene Ontology annotation, biological process: regulation of DNA-templated transcription. The coding region runs from base 277 to 1692 and encodes 471 amino acids. Gene Ontology annotation, molecular function: DNA binding; DNA-binding transcription factor activity.
CUCCCAUCGAAUCCUCCUUGUGUUCACAACACAACAGACCUCCCCUUUCUUCCCCUUUUUCUUUCUCUCUUUCAACUCAAAAACCUAGAAAGACUCAAAGCCAAUACCUCCAUCCUUUGUUUCUUUGCAUACAAACAAAUCUUAAUGUUUUGUUGCUAUUAUAGCAUGACUGGUAUUGUUCCAAACAAUAGCUUUUCCUGAGAAGAAACAAGAUAUACAUAUUUAAGUUUCUUGCUGUUUUGUAAACCCUAAAGAAAAAAAGCGGAAGGAAAAAACAUGGCAUCACCUACUGGAUUAACCCUUGACUGCAAACCCCACAGUUAUUCUAUGCUAUUGAAAUCAUUUGGAGAUCAGCAGAUUGAUCAAACUCAGAAGCUUGAAGAUUUCCUUGGUCGUCUGGAGGAAGAACGCCUUAAGAUUGAUGCAUUCAAGCGUGAGCUUCCCCUUUGCAUGCAACUUCUCACUAAUGCUGUGGAGACUUCGAGGCAGCAACUACAUGCAUGCCGAGCAAAUCAAGGAUCAAGGCCUGUUCUUGAAGAAUUCAUACCCCUAAAAAAUUCAAGCUCAGAGAAUUCAGACAAAUCGCAAAACAUAUCUGAUAAAGCAAACUGGAUGACGAGUGCACAGCUAUGGAGCCAAGCGGGAAACGAAACGAAACCACCACAAUCCUCAGUUGCGUCCCCUAAAGAAGCUGAUAUUGGUUUCAAUGUUAGUCCCAAGUUGGGGUUAGAUACCAAGCAGAGAAAUGGAGGAGCUUUCCUUCCAUUCUCCAAAGACCGACAGAACCCAUGCCCUGGUUCGACUUUACAGCCUCUUCCUGAUCUAGCUCUUGCCUCUAUGAAUGAAGAUAUGGAUGAUAAGAAAUGCUCAGAGACUGAAAAUGGUUGUCAACGGAGAGAGAAUUCAGGCAGAACCGGCAACGGGGGAGCUUUGGUUGAACAAGGGAAAGGAACUAGCUGCAACGCUGCUGAAGGGCAAACGACAAAUGGUAACACGAAUACAAACACUGGUCAACCUCAUAGGAAAGCUAGGCGGUGUUGGUCACCUGAUUUGCAUAGGAGAUUUGUUAAUGCUCUCCAAAUGCUUGGCGGUUCUCAAGUUGCUACACCAAAACAGAUAAGGGAACUGAUGAAGGUUGAAGGUUUGACCAAUGAUGAAGUGAAAAGCCAUUUACAGAAAUAUAGGUUGCAUACAAGGAGAUCAAGCCCAAGUCCACAAGCACCAGGAGCCCCAACACCGCAGCUUGUAGUCCUAGGUGGUAUCUGGGUUUCACCAGAGUACGCCACUGCUGCAGCAGCUGCCUACGGUGGGACUCCUACUCUUUAUGGCGCUCACCACCCGGCUGCUCCCCAUGCACCUCCUCCUCACUUCUGCGCAUCACCAGUGCCCCAAGAAUUCUACAGUGCGACUGCAACGCCCGCUCCAACUCCUCCACCCCAGCUGCACCACCACACCCUCCAGCAGCAGCUCCACAUGUACAAGUCCACCUCGCAGGCACAUAGCUUACCGGAAUCCGACGUCAGGGGAGCCGGAGACCAUUCCGAGAGCAUUGAAGACGGCAAAUCUGAGAGCAGCAGCUGGAAAGGAGAGAGCGGCGAAAACGGCGGCGGAGCUGAUCAAAGAAAAGGGCUAGCUGCAUUGAGAGAAGACGGAGAAGAAAGCAAUGGAAGUGAGAUCACUCUCAAGUUCUAAAGAGAAUUAGGGUUUAGGGUUAGGUUUCAGGUGUUCGAUGGAAUUCUCUACAUAAAUCAUAAUGGUAUUAUUUUGAAAAAGAGUAAUAAUUAAAGAAUUAUGUUAAAUAUGAAGAGAGGGUAAAAAGGGCAUAAAGGAAAAGUGAAGCUCUGUUUUGUUCGUUCCUUUCUACGCUUAAACGUCUAUUCGGGAAAUCAUUGAACUUUGGAUA